AUGAAGAUCACAGGGUUGUCAAGCAGAGGUGUAGAAAUGGACCCACCCCUCACAACUCCAAAUUUCCCUGUAGUGGUCAAGCUGGGACAUGCUCAUGCUGGAAUGGGGAAGGUCAAAGUUGAGAACCAGCACGACUUCCGGGACAUGGCCAGCAUAGUAGCCAUGGCAAAAACCUAUGCCACCACUGAGCCAUUCAUUGACUCCAAGUACGACAUCCGAAUCCAGAAAAUCGGCAGCAACUACAAGGCUUACAUGAGGACAUCCAUCUCUGGAAACUGGAAGGCAAACACAGGUUCUGCGAUGCUAGAACAGAUUGCAAUGACAGAGAGGUACCGACUCUGGGCAGAUGCCUGCGCAGAAAUGUUUGGAGGUCUUGACAUCUGCGCUGUCAAAGCUGUCCACAGCAAAGAUGGAAAAGACUAUAUCAUUGAGGUGAUGGACAGCUCAAUGCCCCUGAUUGGGGAGCAUGUGGAAGAGGACAGACAGCUUAUAGCUGAUCUGGUUGUUUCCAAAAUGACUCAGCUUGUCGUCACUGCUGGAUCUACACCAUCACCGCUGAGGCCUUGGCCUCCACAAGUUCAGCCUGUGUCAAUGAAAUCUCAGACAGGACCUCAGCUUGGACAACUGUCCCAACCACGGCCUCCUCCCCAAGGUGGACCACGCCAGCCCCAGGGAUCUCAGCCUCCACGGACAAAUGCGCCACCACAGCAGCGGCUCUCUCCUCAAGGACAGCAGCCCCAGAGUCCCCAGUCCACUUCACCCCAGCAGCAAAGGUCACCUGGAUCUCCACAGCAAGUUCGAUCAGCAACUGGGUCCUCUCCAGUCCAGACUUCCAAGGCAGGCAUGUUCCCUCCACAGCAGCCUAGACCUCCUGCUCAAGGACGGGCUCCUAGCCAGCCAAGCCCCACUGAAACAUCCAAGCAGCAAGCCACUCCACACCCGCAUCUGAACAAAUCGCAGUCCCUGACAAACACCUUCAGCAUAUCAGAAUCAUCUCAGCGGGGAAAUGCCAGUGAAGAUGAAGCAAAAGCCGAGACCAUUCGCAACCUGAGGAAAUCAUUUGCUAGCCUGUUUUCCGAUUAACAGCCUCGUAGCUGGAUCUGUGCUUUUGUCAGCCCCCACUCUUCAUAUUGGCAUACCUGAUGUCAUCCUGGAAUAUACUCAAUGGUACCCAGCGAUUUGCAAUUAACAUCUGGGUAAAGGGAAUUCAGAAAACUAUAGUUGUUUUAAUACAAAGAAAAUAUUCUAAUAACUGUCUGAAAAGUGACUGUAUAAAAGUGGCACUAUUUCAUUGGGUUUUGUGCAUUAUCAGAAUAACAUCUGUUCAAAUGACUGACCUGUAAAGCAAAUUUUAGUCUUGCUAACCCUUGUGGAGUCAGUGAAGUUAUGACAG
This is a messenger RNA of Phaethon lepturus (White-tailed tropicbird), 1393 nucleotides long. RefSeq names its product synapsin-3-like. Gene Ontology annotation, biological process: neurotransmitter secretion. Bases 1 to 1083 code for a protein of 360 amino acids. The transcript is spliced from 9 exons. Gene Ontology annotation, cellular component: synaptic vesicle membrane; synaptic vesicle. The record is from RefSeq and is a predicted model, not a curated record. NCBI's taxonomy places the organism in Eukaryota, Metazoa, Chordata, Aves, Phaethontiformes, Phaethontidae.